AUGGACGGGUUUGAUGAGAGACGUGGGGAUAUUCAGGAAAAGAUGGAAGUAUUGACGCUGCUUGGACGACGAGCAAAACAUGAGAAACGACAUAAUGUAGUAAUAUUGUUCGAAAACGGCACAGAAUUAGUAGACGAGAUAGAAGAAUGCGACCACGAAGACGACGUGCUACCGCCGUACACAGCCUCGCCUACUAAUUAUAUAUCAAGAGGCAUAAAUAACAACAAUGAAAAUAGUAUAGCAGAUAGCAAUGCAGAGUCAACGUCCGCCGCAACCAUCAAGCCCAAAAAAUUACCGCCGCCACGUUCCCCCAUAAAACUAGCCAUCAAAUAUAGGGAUGUUAAAAGUCCGGUCUGGUCCGGUCCGGUUCUGGAACCGCAAAGUCUGUGA
Messenger RNA from Ambispora gerdemannii, 390 nucleotides. Lineage: Eukaryota; Fungi; Glomeromycota; Glomeromycetes; Archaeosporales; Ambisporaceae. The record is from the annotation of a GenBank genome assembly.